Messenger RNA from Paramecium sonneborni, 1723 nucleotides. The record is from the annotation of a GenBank genome assembly. NCBI's taxonomy places the organism in Eukaryota, Ciliophora, Oligohymenophorea, Peniculida, Parameciidae.
AUUUUAUUAUGGGAAGCUAUUGUUGUGCGUAAGAAAUUACGAAUAGUAAAGAAAUUCUCGAUUAAUUUAAGGUAAUGAAAAUCAAAUAGAAACCAAACCAAUAGAUUUUAACUAGAACAAUAAGAAAUAUUAGAGUUCAGCUACAAGUAAUUUAUUUUUCAAAUUUCUCCUUUUUCAGAAAAAAUAACUCUGCUUAAAGUAAGCCCUGAUUUGUUCAUUCCUAUGAAACGGCAAGAUAUUUAUAGUGUAUAUUCUUUAGGUAAAGCCUUAGGAGAAGGUAUUUGUUAAUUAACUCUUAAGGGGCUUAUGGUCAGGUUUCUACUGUAACUAACAAAAGAACAGGUAUUUGAUUCAAUUAGAGAAAUAGGAAUCAUUAGAGCAAUGAAAGCGAUUAGAAAAGAUAGUUUAUUUGAAGAGGAAGAAUAAAAAUUGUUUUAAGAAAUGAAUAUAUUAAAAGAUCUUGAUCAUCCAAAUAUUGUUAAAUUAAGUGAACUUUUUUAAGAUGAAAAAUACUAUUAUCUUAUUACAGAGUAAUGAAUGAUUAUAAGAUUAGGUAUCUUUAAGGAGGUGAACUUUUUGAUAGAAUCAAGAAAGCUAAAACUUUCAGUGAAAAAGAUGCAGCUAAAAUAAUGUGUUAAAUUCUUAGUGGUGUAGCUUAUUGUCAUACAAAAUAAAUUGUUCAUAGAGAUUUAAAACCAGAAAAUAUAGUAUUUACAUCUAACGAUGAAGAUGCUUAAUUAAAAAUAAUUGAUUUUGGAACUUCUAGAAGAUUUGAAAAAAAUAAGAAAAUGACUAAAAGAUUAGGAACUGUAUUAAUUAAAUAAAAAUCAUAGCCUUAUUAUAUUGCACCUGAAGUUUUACUAAAAUAAUAUAAUGAGAAAUGUGAUGUAUGGUCAUGUGGAGUGAUGUUAUUUAUUCUUUUAGCAGGAUAUCCACCAUUUUAUGGUAAAAAGGAGGCAGAUAUUUAUCAAAAAAUAGUAAAAGCUUAAGUUUCAUUUCAUAGUAUUUUAUUAUUAUUAUUUAUAGCUGCAGAAUGGUCUAAAAUUAGUGAACCUGCUAAAUAACUUAUUUUAAAAAUGCUGUGUAAAAACGUUGAUUAAAGAAUCAGUGCUUAAGAUGCAUUAAAUCAUCCUUGGAUGAUUGAAUAUAAUCAUACCAAUCUUGUUGAUAAACAAUUUUUAAAAAAUCUCUCAUAAUUCAGUGCUAAAAGUAAACUUAAAUAAUCACUUUUAACAUUUAUGGCAUGCUAAAUGAUUUAAUAAAAUGAGGUUGAAGAUAUAUAAAAAAAGUUCAAAGAAUUAGAUUAAAAUGGAGAUGGUACUGUUUCUAAAGAUGAAUUAAUUUAAGCAUUUUAAGAAAAACUAUUAAAUAAAGAUUACUUUGUUGAUUCAUUAGAUGAAUAGAUGGAUAAAGUUAUUAAAUAAAUAGACACUAAUUUAUCAGGAAAGAUAGAUUAUACUGAAUUUAUUAUUGUCUGUUUAUAAUAAUAAAGGAUAUUAACUGAAGAUAAAAUCAAAUAAGCUUUUAAAAUUGUUGACAUAGUAAUACGAUUCAUAAUAUCCAUAGGAUGGAAAUAAUUAUAUAUCAAAAGAGGAAUUUUAAUAGGUGAUGGAAGGAGUGGAUGAUGUCUUAUGGAAUGAAUUUCUUGAAGAAUGUGAUGAAGAUAAAGAUGGUAAAAUUUCGGAAGAGGAAUUCAUUCAAAUUAUUAUGAACAAAAUUUGAU